AUGACGUCAGCUCAGUGGCGCCAGGACUGCGAGGAGGACGUGACGCUCCCCUCGGGGGGAAACUCGGCGCGGCGAGACGGGAACGGGGAAGACUUCGGCAACCGAUCCGCCCGGCACGCGCACGACAGCCACACCACGACACCCGCACGACAGCCGCACCACCACAGCACGCACCACGACAGCCACACCACGACAGCCGCACCACGACAACCACACCACGACAACCGCACCACGACAGCCGCACCACGACAACCACACCACGACAGUACGCACCACGACAGCCACACCACGACAGUACGCACCACGACAGCCACACCACGACAGUACGCACCACGACAACCGCACCACGACAGCACGCACCACCACAACCGCACCACCACAGCACGCACCACCACAACCGCACCACGACAGCCACACCACGACAGCCACACCACCACAACCGCACCACCACAGCACGCACCACGACAGCCACACCACCACAGCACGCACCACCACAACCGCACCACGACAACCGCACCACGACAGCCGCACCACGACAACCACACCACGACAGUACGCACCACGACAGCCACACCACGACAGUACGCACCACGACAGCCACACCACGACAGUACGCACCACGACAACCGCACCACGACAGCCACACCACCACAACCGCACCACGACAACCGCACCACGACAGCCACACCACCACAGCCACACCACGACAACCACACCACCACAGCACGCACCACUACAGUACGCACCACGACAGCCACACCACGACAACCACACCACAACAGCACGCACCACCACAACCGCACCACGACAACCGCACCACGACAGCCGCACCACGACAACCACACCACGACAGCCGCACCACGACAGCCGCACCACGACAGUACGCACCACGACAGCCACACCACGACAACCACACCACGACAGCCGCACCACGACAGUACGCACCACGACAGCCACACCACGACAGACAAACCCGCGUUUUCCAGUGACAUGCCGUCGUGA
This is a messenger RNA of Conger conger (European conger), 1002 nucleotides long. Its product is annotated as histidine-rich glycoprotein-like. The transcript has 2 exons. Lineage: Eukaryota; Metazoa; Chordata; Actinopteri; Anguilliformes; Congridae. The record is from RefSeq and is a predicted model, not a curated record. The coding region runs from base 1 to 1002 and encodes 333 amino acids.